Molecule: messenger RNA, 1783 nt
Organism: Papaver somniferum (opium poppy)
Lineage: Eukaryota; Viridiplantae; Streptophyta; Magnoliopsida; Ranunculales; Papaveraceae
Product: fatty acid hydroperoxide lyase, chloroplastic-like
Exons: 2
Coding region: 130-1605 (491 amino acids)
Biological process (GO): sterol metabolic process
Molecular function (GO): oxidoreductase activity, acting on paired donors, with incorporation or reduction of molecular oxygen; iron ion binding; monooxygenase activity
Source: RefSeq, a predicted model, not a curated record
CUCUUGUUUAGGCUCGGGAGUUAACCUAUAAAAUAGAUAUUAAUAAACCAAAAUGUGAAACACAGUUACCUAUAAAUAAAUAUUAAAAAAAAAACACAGUUACAGAUCAGUAGAGAGUGAGAAAAAGAGAUGGCAACAGCCAUGAUGAUGAAUUCUAUAAAGAUGUCAUCAUCAACACCAUCACUUACACCACCGUCGUCAUCAUCAUCAUCAGUUAAUUUGCCAGUAAGAACAAUUCCAGGAAGUUAUGGUUUACCAUUGAUCGGUCCGAUUUCAGACCGGUUAGAUUAUUUUUGGUUCCAAGGGCCAGAAACAUUUUUCAAGAAACGAAUGGAAGAGCAUAAAAGUAGUGUUUUCAGAACCAAUGUUCCACCAACAUUUCCUUUAUUUGUUGGAGUAAACCCUAAUAUGAUUGCUGUUUUGGAUUGUAAGGCAUUUGCUCAUCUCUUUGACAUGGAUUUAGUUGAGAAGAAAAAUAUUUUAAUCGGUGAUUUCAUGCCUAGUACUAGUUUCACUGGUAAUAUGCGUGUCGGUGUUUAUCUUGACACCACUGAACCUCAGCACUCGCAGGUCAAGAGCUUUGCAGCACAUAUCCUAAAACGAAGUUCAAGCGUUUGGGUCUCGGAAUUCAUAUCCAAUCUCGAUAUCAUGUGGGGUACAAUUGAGAAAGAGGUGAAAUCGAAUGGAAAUUCAAGUUUUCUCUUUCCGCUGCAAAAAUGCAUAUUUCGGUUUCUUACCAAGAGUUUGUUCGGAGCUGAUCCACUGAAAUCAUCAGAAAUCGGUGAGAAAGGGCAUGAAAUGUUGGAUAAAUGGUUAGCACUUCAACUCUUACCUACUCAAAAAAUCGGUGUCUUACCGCAACCGCUGGAGGAGAUUCUUUUCCAUUCUUUUGCUUACCCGUUUUUAUUAGUUAGUGGAGAUUACAAUAAACUUUUCGAACUCGUGAAAACGGAGGGAAAAGAGGUUGUAGAGAUCGGAAUGACUGAGUAUGGACUGAGUCAAGAAGAAACGAUUCAUAAUCUUCUCUUCAUAUUAGGGUUCAACGCGUUUGGCGGGUUCUCUGUCUUUCUUCCAUCUCUACUAAGUUCACUAGGUGGCGAUAAAACCGGGUUGCAAGAGAAACUAAGGAAAGAAGUGAAAGAAAAAGUUGGGUCAUCAUCACUAAGUUUCAGCUCAGUAAAGGAAAUGGAACUAGUAAACUCGUUUGUGUACGAGACACUCAGGUUUAGCCCGCCGGUUCCGUUCCAAUACGCUCGGGCAAGGAAGGAUUUUGUACUCAGUUCAUAUGACUCGGCAUUCCAAGUAAAGAAGGGGGAACUCUUAUGUGGGUAUCAGCCAUUAGUUAUGAAAGAUCCAAAAGUGUUUGAUAAUCCGGAAACGUUUGUUGCGGAUCGGUUUACCAAAGAGAAAGGUCGAGAAUUGUUGAAUUAUUUGUACUGGUCUAAUGGGCCACAAACCGGUACACCUGCUACUUCAAAUAAACAGUGCUCGGCCAAGGAUAUCGUGGUACUUACGGCGUCUCUGUUAGUUGCUGAUGUGCUUACAAGAUAUGAAUCAUUCACAGUGUCAUCUGGAUCGGUCACAGCUGUUGAAAAAGUGAAGUGAAUGACCUGAAAGCGAAUAAGACGAGGGACGGUGUAUUGUUGAUUUAUCAUGUAACAUGAUAUGUUUGCCGUGUAUGUUAUAGCCACAUAUAUCCAUCCUCCUGUGUCCCGAUUCUUGUCACUUUCUCCCCAGAUUCACGAUUUUUUAUACAUGUCAUAUCACAUUGUCGUUAUCAAUC